AUGUCCAGACCAACCGAUCAUGCCUCUGCCACUGACCCUUCCCACUCCCAGAAGUCUUACGAUCCGAAUCCUCCCACCUACGCUACCUUCUCGCCUACAUCAAACUCAGGAUACUCCGCUACAUCCAAACAGCGCUCGACGAUCAUAGUUCAUAAGAAGUCUCCCUUGCUAGUGGCAACACCACCGCAGAUCACACGAGCACUCGCUCACUCUCAUCCGUUUCUGAUUCCUCUGAACAAACUUACCGGACUGCUGUCAUGGAGCACACCAGAUCCCUGGGAGUCGUACCUCCUGGUAGCAAUAUUCUGGGGCAUCACCCUGUACGGAAGCGAAAUCCUGCUCUAUGCAAGUCCUGUUAUGGUGGUAAUUGGACUCAUACUGGGCAUGUACUCAAGACGAUACUCCCCUUUGUCAUCCACCAGCAAGACGGGCGACAAGCAUUCCGCCAAGGGCCACAAAAGGGAGCCGUCCGAAGCCGCAGCUCAGCAUAAGACGUUGGAUGAGAUUGUUGACACCCUGCACGAACUUACGGCACGGUGUAAUAUAUUGCUCGAACCAUUUCUCACCCUCACCGACUUCCUUUCUACCCAGACAACCCCUACUGCUGCAACAACCCGGCCCGCGCUGACCACACUCUUCAUCCGGGUUCUGCUGGUCACUCCACUUUGGAUCAUUCUGACUCUACCUCCUCUUUACAUACUGACGACCCGACGAAUUAUUCUCACUUUUGGAACGAUAAUAUUGACAUGGCAUUCUACACCCGCGAGGGUAUCCCGGGUCAUACUUUGGCGUUCUGUUUUCAUGCGCAAAACCGCAGCAUUUAUUACCGGUCUGGACUUCGACACAUCAGCUCAUCCUAAAGGGUCACUUCGAUCCGGACUUGGUGGAAACAGAAGCAAGUCACAGACUGGCCUAGCAUCAGAAAUGGCCACGAAACAGCGACCCAACUCGUCUGGCGUACGAUUCACCUUCAUCUUGUACGAAAAUCAGCGGCGAUGGAUAGGGCUUGGCUGGACAACAUCACUGUUCGCUUACGAGCGAGGCCCUUGGUGCGAUGAACAUCUCAACCCAGCACCAUCAAAAGACGAAUUCGAGUUGCCAGAAGUGGAGGGCGGACGUGCUCGAUGGAGGUGGGUGGACGGUUCCGAAUGGAGAAUUGAGCGAGGAGAUGCUCGGCAACACAAGAGAGCUGCUAGUCAGGGUAAAACAGGACCGACUGGAAGCACGUCGAAAGAGGCAGUAGAUGACGGUGGAGGUUGGAUCUACUAUGACAACAAGUGGCAAGAUGGAAGAAAUCUGGAUGGAUGGGGAAGAUACACACGGAGGCGCAAAUGGUACAGGGACGCUGAACUGGUUGAGACGACGCCGAACACCGACCCUGGUUCGAAAGCGACACCCACAGACCCGCCGUCCGAGUCCGAAGAAGAGAAGAUCAGAAAAGCAAAGGAUUUUGCCAAAGGUAUCGGUGCUUCUGCUCCUGAACUUCCACCUCGGAAUCCGGCCAUCGCCGACGCACCAAAAUCCAACGAGGAUAACAGCAGUGUCGCUAAGUCGCCGACAAACAAGAAGGGCGCAGGCUGGUUUUCAAAACGAGAUCGAAGUGACAGUAAGAGCAGCAGCGGGAACACUGGUCAAUUCAGUGCAAGAAGUGACCGGAGUCGUGAUGAUCAAGACGACGAUGUGCACGACAAAUGGCGGGACGCUGAAGGUCGUCACAGGACGUUCGGUAUUCAAGAGGAUGUUGCCAUGAGUUUGGGGUAG
Molecule: messenger RNA, 1761 nt
Organism: Exophiala viscosa
Lineage: Eukaryota; Fungi; Ascomycota; Eurotiomycetes; Chaetothyriales; Herpotrichiellaceae
Product: integral peroxisomal membrane peroxin-domain-containing protein
Exons: 1
Coding region: 1-1761 (586 amino acids)
Biological process (GO): peroxisome organization
Cellular component (GO): peroxisomal membrane
Source: RefSeq, a predicted model, not a curated record